AGCCAGCAAUUCCAUUGCGUCACAGCUCUUCUCCAUGGUGAACAGAGCGAGAGCAAAGAAAAUCAGAGUGAGUGUUCUUCUUUCUCCUCCUCAAAGAACUUUGCCGGCAAUGACGAGGCAUCAACCAGUUGUUAGGUCCUUGCCUCUGAUCAGAACUGGUUACGAGCAGCGCUGCCCUUUAUUUCUUGAAGACGAAGUAGUUGUAAUAGACAAUACAUUUGAGCCUAGCACAUCGGGACGAAGUGUAGAGGUGAAGAGAGACGAGCCAGCGUAUAUGACUCUGAGCGAAAGGAACAGAAGUUUUAGAAAUCGUUUAUACGAUCCGCUCACCGCCAUGUCCUCUCGCUUACAACGAACGGAUGAAGUGCAGCAGCUACGAUUAACCUUUCCUAAGAACGAUUUGGAGCUACAUUCGUCAACCAUCCCUCCAGUGCUCAGGCAGAAUUCUAAACACCAAUCCAAGUCGAAGCGCAAGGACGUCGUCGUAUGCAAUAAUGCCGAUAUGUCAAAGUCUACCCAUAAGGCGAUUGUGUACGAGUCAGCAAAUAACCGCUCAUACUUGUCACCCCGUAAUAUGAAGAAAAAAGAGAAAAAAGACCUUGGCAUUGUUGUCAGAAGGGAUUUCCAGAAACCAAGUGCGGCUAAUGUAUCACCCAGAAAGCGACCAGAACCUUCGGAGGAAACAGCGGAACCGUCAGCUGCUCCUCAUGUACAUAAGACCGAAACUUUGACUGUUAUCAUACCUAAGAGAAGAGUGGCACUAUUGAAGAAUGAUGCAGCUGCCCAAUCAACUACAUGUGAUGCAGUGAAAGAGCCUGUCAUCUGCCAAGAUAAUCCAAAAAUCGAAGCACCUACCCCGAGUCCGGAGGAAGCAAAUGGACAGAAUGACGCAAAAUGCGAGGACUCUAGAGAGGCUGUUUUACCUGAUCUCUUGCCUAGCAAUUUGCCCAGCAGUGAAAAGGUCGACAAUCCUGCAUUGGCUCAACAGGAGCCGAUUGCUAACGACGACGAUGUCACAAGUAAAGAGGAAGUUCAGUCAGACAGCGACACAGACACCGAUGAUGAUCUCAAAGAGGAAGUGAGGACAAUACCUGAUCCGCCUGUCUUCAAGUGCAAGAUCUCUGAUAAGAACAUCAUUCCAUUUUCUUCCGAAAAAUACGUGUUCUCAAACCAUUAUUCAUGCCUGGAAUUUAUUCACGAACAGCACUUCCCAUCGAUUGAAGAAUUCUACAUGUCUGAUAAUCUCAGUCAAAAGAAAUGGAGGAAGCUUCCUUGGCAAGUUAUGAUGGAAGCUGUCAUGGCUAAGUUCAAGCAGAAUCGACGGAUGCGUUAUCAGUUAUUUCGAACUGCAGGAUCGGUGCUUGUCGAAGCGUGUCCAAACGAUUCGUAUUGGGGAAUAGGCCUUGCAGCUGAUGAUCCUAGCGUGGCCGACCCGACGCAAUGGAAGGGCCAUAAUUACAUGGGUGAAGUAUUGAUGCAAGUGCGAGAUGUUUUGCUCGAGGACCCAAAAUUCUCCGAUGAGGUUGAAAAAGCCAAGCAAAAUUUACUCACAACAUCUUAAUUAAAUUGUAAUAUUGUAGACGAUUGUAUAAUGUCUUGUUGAUGUGAUAGCCGUCAUAUCUGUCUAGUCUUUGUAGAGAACUGUCAGUUGUUGCCGCUACUUGUCAUAAGUAUUGUUUACUGAUCUUGUUUUAAGAGUGCUUGUAUUGCAUGAGAUUAAGUUUGUUCUUAAUUCGUGUUUUGACGCAUAAAUGUUGUUUCGACUU
Messenger RNA from Cylicocyclus nassatus, 1766 nucleotides. The record is from the annotation of a GenBank genome assembly. Lineage: Eukaryota; Metazoa; Nematoda; Chromadorea; Rhabditida; Strongylidae.